UUCCGGUGUUGUGAGCAAUGUAUUUGUUGUGCUAUUUAAAGGGGAAAAAAACACAAAAAAAAUUCCUGUGAGAUUAAUUAAUUAAUUUUAACCAUUGCAUUAAAAUGCCGAUCAAAAUCUAUAAUCGAAACCCAUAGAGCGUCAUGCCCUCGCGCAUUUUGAUGGCGAUCUAGCACUCUGGACAGUUGCAUCAGUUCCUGUGUGCGCGUGUAAAUGGCUAUGCCGUGGCUGCUGCUCCACGCUACUUUUUAUUCCCAGGUCGCAGAAUAGUCAUAAAUCGUCCUCUGCUAGGAAAGGCUGUGAUCAUAAUAAAGACGUCACCCUCCUUGCUCGGGUUGGCUCGACAGUGCGCAGCUAUUUGUAAGCUACAACAACAACAACCUCCAGCACCAUGCCUAUGGAUAACGCAGGGCAUUCUCUGAGAUCCCCUCGCCGUGUGGACAAGAGAUCUGCGUCAGAUCCAUAAGAAAUACCGCUUUUAAUUGCUCCGGAUAUCUCGACUCGACUGUAAAAAGAAAAAAAGAACCAAAAAAAAAAAAAAAACCCAGACAGGGACUUGAUCGCGUUGCGAUCUUUUCGCAACAAAUAGGACGCAAGCCCGUGGAUUUGAAGAGAGUCAUGGAGGAAACAGCUGCUGCAGCUCCGGCGCCUGACACGGAUGCUGCCCCACCAGCCCCAAAACCUCAGCCUUCCUCCUUUGUACCGUCCCGCAGCCUGCUGGAGUGGAGACGGAGGGUCAAGUCUGAGUACAUGCGCCUUCGCCAAUUAAAACGCCUUAAAAAAGUAGAGGAGGUCAAGACCCUGUUCAUGUCCAACAGGCAAAAGAUUGAGCAGCAGACAAAUCUCCUGAAUGAAGAGUGGUCCAGGCUCAGGAUUCAGUCCAUCCCUCUGUCAACGUCUGGUGGAGCUCUGGCCAACAAGAAGAUGUGCACGGUGGAGUUUGGCUUCCCAGAAUUCAAAGCUCAAGCCAUUGCCAUGAGACCACUGUCUACAGUGGCAGGAAUCCCCUUCAUGUACUCUUGGUCGCCUCUGCAGCACAACUUCAUGGUGGAGGAUGAGACAUUCCUUCACAACAUCCCGUACAUGGGCGACGAGGUGCUGGAACAGGACGAGGCCUUCCUGGAGGAACUCAUCGACAACUACGAUGGUGUCCAUGGUGACAGAGAGGGGGGGUUCAUCAGCGACGAGGUCUUCAAAGAGCUGGUGGAGGCCUUGAGCCAGUACUCUGACCACGAGGAGGAGGAAGAGGAAGAAGCAGCGGUGACGGCGGCAGAGGCCGUGGCGGAGGUGACGGUAAAGAAGGAGGACGAGAGAGCGAUGAGGAGGAGCUCGGCGGAGGGUUCGGAAGAUGCCAAACCUGGCGCUGUGGCAUUUGUCAGGAGGAAGAGGAGGAGCACCACUGAGGUGAGGGACUCGUCCAGCAUCAAGAAGGUCCCCAACGAUAAGAUAUUUAACGCCAUCGCCUCAAUGUUUCCUUACAAAGGCACCACGGAGGAGCUGAAGGAAAAGUACAAGGACCUCUUGGAGCCCCCCCGCCCGGUGAAGCUGCCCCCACUCUGCACCCCCAACCUGGACGGACCCUUUGCUAAGUCUGUACAGCGGGAGCAGUCGUUACACUCCUUCCACACGCUCUUCUGCAGACGUUGCUUCAAAUACGACUGUUUCCUCCACCCUUUCCAUGCUACACCCAAUGUUUACAAGAGGAAGAAUAAGGAGAUCCGCAUAGAGACUGAACCAUGUGGUGUAGACUGCUUCCAGUUAGAGAAAGGGGCUAAAGAGUUCGUGGAUCAGAAUAUGCUACGGUCGCAAAGGUCUCGGAGGCGCCGAAAGCAACAGCGUCCCACCAGCUCCAGCUGUCCUGGACCGUCUGCGUCUGUUGAGGAAGGACAAGAGGGCUGCAGUGACCAUGAAACCACCACCUCCUCCUCAGAGGAGAAUUCGCGAUGCCAGACUCCCACCAAGCCACGUCCAGGGGAUGGUGACGGGGAGCAGCAGGCAGGCUGUGCGGUCCAGUGGAGCGGGGCGGAGGAGUCACUGUUCAGAGUGCUACACGGCACAUACUUCAACAACUUCUGCUCCAUCGCUCGCCUCAUCGGCACGAAAAACUGCAAGGAGGUGUAUGAGUUUGCAUUGAAGGAAGUCCUCAUCCAUCGUGUUCCUUUAGUCGACGGAGGCGUCGCGCCCCAAAAGAAGAAGCGGAAACACAGGUUAUGGGCAAAGAUUCAGCUCAAGAAAGAUAACUCGUCCAAUCAGGUGUACAAAUACCAGCCAUGUGAUCACCCCGACCAUCCGUGCGACAGCUCCUGCCCGUGUGUGAUGACCCAGAAUUUCUGUGAGAAGUUCUGCCAGUGCGAGCACGAGUGCCACAAUAGAGCACGGCAGCAGAAUGUAAAACGACUCUGCAGUAUUCUGGCAGUGGCCAGAGGAGAAACUGUCCUCUGGCCGGGGAUAGGCCAGAACCGCUUCCCAGGCUGCCGGUGUAAGACGCAGUGCAACACUAAACAGUGUCCGUGCUACCUGGCCGUGAGGGAGUGUGACCCAGACCUGUGCAUGACCUGCGGCACUGCAGAUCACUGGGACAGCAAAGCCAUCUCCUGCAAGAACUGCAGCAUCCAGAGAGGCCUGAAAAAGCACCUGCUUUUGGCUCCAUCAGAUGUCGCCGGAUGGGGCACCUUCAUCAAAGAGCCGGUUCAAAAGAACGAGUUCAUCUCUGAAUACUGCGGAGAGCUGAUCUCCCAGGAUGAGGCGGACCGACGCGGAAGGAUCUAUGACAAAUACAUGUCCAGCUUCCUGUUCAACUUGAACAAUGACUUUGUCGUGGAUGCCACGCGUAAGGGAAACAAAAUUCGCUUUGCAAAUCAUUCAGUUAACCCAAACUGCUACGCAAAAGGUAAGACUGAAUCAGUUUGUUUUACUACGGAGUCAAACGUGAGUUUAGAUUACUUUUGUGGGAUGAAAGCAUGUCUUUCGUUGGCUAAUGCUGUGUUUGUUACCAUUGCAGUGGUAAUGGUAAAUGGAGACCACCGCAUUGGUAUCUUUGCCAAACGAGCUAUCCUGCAAGGAGAGGAGCUCUUCUUUGACUACAGGUAGAGUCACAGGCCUUUUAGUGACUCCAGCAGGUUCGAAAUACAGCCAAGCGGAUGCCCUCAAAUAUGUGGGAAUAGAAAGGGAGGCCGACAUGGCGUAGCUACACCUGCUGCCUACCUCCGUAACCGUUCCCUCAACCCUUCAGCCGCCCACUGAUGCUUCUUUCCCUCUCCGUAGCGCCACAUCUAGCUGACGAGUUUCAAUGAACAGUCGCUGUCUCUGCCCUCUCUGCUGCACUUCUAAAAAUAGAGAGUCCCCCCCCCCCCCCACCA
Molecule: messenger RNA, 3359 nt
Organism: Anarrhichthys ocellatus (wolf-eel)
Lineage: Eukaryota; Metazoa; Chordata; Actinopteri; Perciformes; Anarhichadidae
Gene: ezh1
Product: enhancer of zeste 1 polycomb repressive complex 2 subunit
Exons: 20
Coding region: 619-3090 (823 amino acids)
Biological process (GO): heterochromatin formation
Cellular component (GO): ESC/E(Z) complex; nucleus
Molecular function (GO): chromatin binding; histone H3K27 methyltransferase activity; protein binding
Source: RefSeq, a predicted model, not a curated record